AUGAACCUCGUCUGUGCCUCGUGUCUGUCCGUCUCUGCUCUGCCUCCGCCGCUCGCUCCGAUGCGACGGCGACAGGCGACCCCGGCCGAGGCGACGACGAAAGAUGCCCUGCAGCGCUGGUCGUCCUUGAUUGGCAUCAUCACGGCGAUUGUGGGUAACGUCCUCAUCGCCCUCGCUCUCAACGUCCAGCGGUAUGCGCACACGCGGCUGCACAAGGAGCGCAAGAGGAUAAAACGAGAGGCUCGGGCGGCCCUGAAGCGGGCGCAAAGCGGCAACGGCAACAGCAACAGCAAUGGGAGCACCCAGGUGGGCGUCUACGGCACCAUCCUCGGCGGCGACGGUGAACAUCACAACGGCCAUGCGGGCACAAACGGCAGCGGUCACCACAGCGGCCUGUACGAUGCCCACUCGGACGACGACGACGACGAGCACGACUAUCAGGAGAGCGAGCCCCUGAUGGCCUCGUUCCAGUCCAGCGCCACGACGGCCAGCUCCGGCUCCGACUCCGACUCGGAUUCCAACCCGCACAAGAAGCCAUCCUCCAACUACCUCAAAUCGCCGUACUGGUGGCUCGGCCAGGUCUUGAUAACGUUGGGAGAGGCUGGCAACUUCUUGGCGUACGGCUUUGCGCCCGCCUCCAUCGUGUCUCCCCUUGGCGUCGUUGCUCUUGUGUCCAACUGCAUCAUUGCGCCCGUCAUGUUUCACGAGAUAUUUAGGCCUCGCGAUGCCUGGGGUGUCCUGAUUGCCGUGUCCGGUGUCGUCACCGUCGUCCUGAGCGCGAAUCAGAAGGAGGAGAAGCUGAAGCCUGACGAUGUGUGGGGGGCCAUCACGACGAUGGCGUUUGAAAUCUACCUUGGCGUCACCACGCUGCUCAUUAUUAUUCUCAUGUGGGCGAGUGCCAAGUACGGCAAACGGACCAUCCUCAUUGACCUCGGCCUCGUUGGCCUCUUUGGAGGAUAUACGGCCCUGGCCACCAAGGGCGUAUCGUCGAUGCUCUCCACCAGCUUUCUGGCCGCCUUUACAACGCCCGUCACGUAUGCGCUGGCCUUUGUCCUCCUCUCCACUGCCAUUAUGCAGAUUCGCUAUGUCAACAAGGCCCUGUCCCGCUUCGACUCGACCCAGGUCAUUCCCGUCCAGUUUGUCAUGUUUACACUGUGUGUCAUCACUGGCAGCGCGGUGCUAUAUCGCGACUUUGAAAAGACGACCAAGAAGCAGGCCGCCAAGUUUGUGGGCGGCUGUCUGCUCACUUUCUUCGGCGUCUUUCUCAUCACCUCCGGCAGAGACCAGCAUGACGACGAUGACGACGAGGAUAGGCUGUCCGAGACCGACGGCAUCGAAGAGACGAUUGGGCUGACGCAGCACGACGGUGGCGUCUCAUCCUCUGCGCUUCCUCAACCGCAACGUGAGCAGCAGCGGCGCCCCAGCCUGCCGCCUCCCAAAACGCCCUCUCGACGAUCUAGCAGAAUGUCGCGAGUCAGCUUUGCCGACGCGCUCAAGUCGGACUCGGCCCACGGCGCCAUCGAGCCACCGUCGACGCAUGAGUUUGAACCGGCAAACUCCCCGGCACACCUCAGCGGCGACGAGGCCCAUGUGCUGGUAAGCAACCCGUGGCAGGGCCUGUGGGUGAGCCCGGAUCCUCCCCGGGGUCCUCGGACAAUCUCGGCAGAGUCCGUUCUCACACGGUCCGGCUUGGGGUCAACGCCGGUACAGCCGCAUCCCCUGGCGUCUAUCAAAGACGGCCAGGAGAUCCCAACACACUCCACCGAUAGACCAGUGACGCCUCGAGCGGCACACAGUUCCAAAGCGGCCAGCCACCGGUCGAGGCCGUUUAUCUCUCCCUCUCCCUUCUCUUCCACAGUCACGACGGCGGUCAAGGACGUGAUCCUUCGGGAAAACGACAGCCCCGAAGCCGCCGCCUCUUCUUCUCUACGACGCAUACGAUCGAGCAUUCGAGCGAGUCUCUUCUUUAACAGCGAUGACGAGGAUGCCGUCAUGCCGCAGCGCAUCGCGGAACAGCCCAUCGUGCCCUUUUCAGACGACAACCUGCCGCAAGCCUUGGGCCACGACGAUGCCGGGCCAAGCAGUAGUACAGCCCCCACCAAGGUGUCCAGGGGGAGGUCGCGAAGCCUCAGCGACACGCUGGGGGAAUUUUUCCGCCCCAGGAAGCAGAAGAAGCAGGAGGCGUCCGAUGAAGACGACACGCAGUUAGACGGCGGCGACGAGCAGCCACUGAAUCGCGAUUCAUAA
Messenger RNA from Trichoderma citrinoviride, 2247 nucleotides. RefSeq names its product DUF803-domain-containing protein. NCBI's taxonomy places the organism in Eukaryota, Fungi, Ascomycota, Sordariomycetes, Hypocreales, Hypocreaceae. The record is from RefSeq and is a predicted model, not a curated record. Gene Ontology annotation, cellular component: membrane. The coding region runs from base 1 to 2247 and encodes 748 amino acids. Gene Ontology annotation, biological process: magnesium ion transport. The transcript has 3 exons. Gene Ontology annotation, molecular function: magnesium ion transmembrane transporter activity.